Schistosoma margrebowiei is the source of this 8634-nucleotide messenger RNA. The record is from the annotation of a GenBank genome assembly. NCBI's taxonomy places the organism in Eukaryota, Metazoa, Platyhelminthes, Trematoda, Strigeidida, Schistosomatidae.
GUAUUUCAUUCCCUAUGCUAAUCAUCAAUUUGUAUUAUUAUAGAGGAAAUGUUUACAUAAGUAAAUAAUAUAACUGAUUACAUGAAUAAACCUGCUUCCAUUAUUUAAAAAAAAAUAACUGAUGCUUACAUAACACAAUUACAUAGAUUAUUGAAAUGACAGAGGUUAUGAUUAAAAAUCCCACUGUAAAGUUUCAUAAACUUAACUACAUUAUAAUAUUAACACUUACUGUUAGCAUCACCUUACCUACAAUCUUUAGUGAUCAAGGUGUUAAUUGGGAUAUAACUUAUCUAUUAAAUCGUCGUUAUGAUAUAGCACGUGCUGAUGAAGAAUUCCCUAUCAAAAUUCAACCACCUUCAGGUGACCUUUUAUAUAGUGUACCAGCAUUACGUUUAUUUCCACAAUCAAAAUUACCAAAUGAAACAUUUUUUAUUCAUUUAAUAUUCAAACCAAAUAAAACAGCUAUUCAACAUGGAUUAUAUUUAUUCAGUAUACGUGACCCAGAUAAUGUGUUAAGACUUGGAUUAAAAAUAGUUGAAUACACUACCUAUCAGAUAAUUUUUACGUAUAAUCCACUAUCAUUUAAUGGUAAUUUAAAAGAAGUGGAAUUCUCCAUUCCAUGGAAUGAUGAUUAUUGGCAUUUGGGAAUAUUAAUUAAACCAGAUCAAAUUGACUUCUAUACAUCAUGUGAAGAAACUCAAAGGAUCGCUUAUCAUUUCUAUCCAAUUCAAGGUUUACUAGGUGAACCAUUAUUCCGUAAAGGUGCAACAUUUUAUGCACUUAAUAGUGGCUUAAAGAAUGCAUCUGAAUAUUUUGAGGGUUAUUUAAAAGCUUUCAGUUUUCAUUCAGAUGAAAAUGCUCUCCGAUAUAUGUGUACCAAAUCGGAAAAUUAUGAAGGAAGUGGUGAUGCAGAUCGUUUUAAAUAUGAUCCCGAAUUCGGAAAUAUAUUAAUUACUAGCUCAAUACAAGAUGAUGAAGAGAAGGAGAUUACAAUAGACAACGAAGAUUAUGAAAGUGGAAAACAAGAGAAUAAAGAGAAAAUUACAACAGAAACAGACAACAAAGAAAUGGUAACGACCGAGAAAACUGACAUAAGACUAAGAACGGAAUAUAAAUAUAGAUAUAUAAUGAAAGACCUAGGAACAGGAGGUCUAGUAGACAUACAAGAUAUGAAGGAAAAUGUCGUUAUAAACGGAGCAAUAAAACUAACAGAUGAAUUAGCCAUUUUACCAAACGGAGAUAUUGUAGCAACGAAGCCGCUCAUUGAAAACCAACGUUUCAUCAUAGCUGAAAAUAUAAGUCAAAUAGGUGACAGAAAGGUUUAUGGAACUUACAGCGGAGAAAUGAUUGAAGGAGCAGAAGUAGAUGACCAAGGAAUAAUACAUUUACCCAAUUCGACACAUGCGAUAACAGUUUCACUCGACAAGGAUCGAUAUGUCAUAUUGAAAAAUAACAAAACAAAGAGAGAAUCAAUAUUUGACCGCCACCUCGGAACAGAACUAGUAAAUGCCACGCUCCACCAUAAUGGAAUGAUCAAAUUAGCCACUGGACAGCUCGUAGCUCCCUCCUCUCGGGAAGGCUAUAAAUACAUGGUAGUCACAAAUGAAGACGACCAAACCCUUCUAGUUUACGAUCGAUUUACGGGAGAACAGAUCAAGGGUGCACAGGUUGAUCCCAAUGGUUUGAUUCAGUUCGAAGAUGGACGCAUGGCCAUCGAGCCAUCAUCCAAACUAGAUAGAUAUGUUAUAAUGACGGACCCAAACAACGGUGAAAAACUAGUUUUCGACAGACGAACAGGUAGUCAUAUCAAGGAUGCUGUGUACAGUGAAGAUGGGUUGAUUCGCUUUCCAGACGGUAGGCGCGUUGCACCAGGUUCCACUGAUAACAGCUCACAGUAUCUAAUUCACUUCGACCCUACAACGAAGGAGAACUUGGUUUUUGACAGACAUACUGGUGAACAAGUCGAGGGUGCCUCAGUAGACUCACGAGGUUUCAUAAUUCUUCCCGAUGGUAAAUUGCAUCUAGAUCAGAACCAAGUAAAACAAAGGUACAUUGUCCUACAGGAGACAAACGAUAAUACCACAUUCGUAGUCGACACCAAAUCAGGCCAGAAAAUUGACGGAGCAGUUGUUUUGGACAAUGGUCUCGUCAAGCUACCCGAUGGAAAUCUGGUUGCACCCAGCUCAAACACAAGCGCAAAUUACAUGGUGGUCGGAUUGACUGAGGGCGAAGAGAAUCCAGCAGUAUUCGAUCGCAGGACAGGUGAACAAAUCCCAGAUGCUUACCUAGACAAGGAUGGUAUCAUACAUUUGCCGGAUGGAAGUUUGGCUAUCUCGGCAUCAGAAACUAUGGAUCGCUACCUUGUGGCCCAAGAUAACCUGACAGGAGACCCUGUGAUGUUUGAUCGUCGCCUCGGAACAGAACUAGUAAAUGCCACGCUCCACCAUAAUGGAAUGAUCAAAUUAGCCACUGGACAGCUCGUAGCUCCCUCCUCUCGGGAAGGCUAUAAAUACAUGGUAGUCACAAAUGAAGACGACCAAACCCUUCUAGUUUACGAUCGAUUUACGGGAGAACAGAUCAAGGGUGCACAGGUUGAUCCCAAUGGUUUGAUUCAGUUCGAAGAUGGACGCAUGGCCAUCGAGCCAUCAUCCAAACUAGAUAGAUAUGUUAUAAUGACGGACCCAAACAACGGUGAAAAACUAGUUUUCGACAGACGAACAGGUAGUCAUAUCAAGGAUGCUGUGUACAGUGAAGAUGGGUUGAUUCGCUUUCCAGACGGUAGGCGCGUUGCACCAGGUUCCACUGAUAACAGCUCACAGUAUCUAAUUCACUUCGACCCUACAACGAAGGAGAACUUGGUUUUUGACAGACAUACUGGUGAACAAGUCGAGGGUGCCUCAGUAGACUCACGAGGUUUCAUAAUUCUUCCCGAUGGUAAAUUGCAUCUAGAUCAGAACCAAGUAAAACAAAGGUACAUUGUCCUACAGGAGACAAACGAUAAUACCACAUUCGUAGUCGACACCAAAUCAGGCCAGAAAAUUGACGGAGCAGUUGUUUUGGACAAUGGUCUCGUCAAGCUACCCGAUGGAAAUCUGGUUGCACCCAGCUCAAACACAAGCGCAAAUUACAUGGUGGUCGGAUUGACUGAGGGCGAAGAGAAUCCAGCAGUAUUCGAUCGCAGGACAGGUGAACAAAUCCCAGAUGCUUACCUAGACAAGGAUGGUAUCAUACAUUUGCCGGAUGGAAGUUUGGCUAUCUCGGCAUCAGAAACUAUGGAUCGCUACCUUGUGGCCCAAGAUAACCUGACAGGAGACCCUGUGAUGUUUGAUCGUCGCCUCGGAACAGAACUAGUAAAUGCCACGCUCCACCAUAAUGGAAUGAUCAAAUUAGCCACUGGACAGCUCGUAGCUCCCUCCUCUCGGGAAGGCUAUAAAUACAUGGUAGUCACAAAUGAAGACGACCAAACCCUUCUAGUUUACGAUCGAUUUACGGGAGAACAGAUCAAGGGUGCACAGGUUGAUCCCAAUGGUUUGAUUCAGUUCGAAGAUGGACGCAUGGCCAUCGAGCCAUCAUCCAAACUAGAUAGAUAUGUUAUAAUGACGGACCCAAACAACGGUGAAAAACUAGUUUUCGACAGACGAACAGGUAGUCAUAUCAAGGAUGCUGUGUACAGUGAAGAUGGGUUGAUUCGCUUUCCAGACGGUAGGCGCGUUGCACCAGGUUCCACUGAUAACAGCUCACAGUAUCUAAUUCACUUCGACCCUACAACGAAGGAGAACUUGGUUUUUGACAGACAUACUGGUGAACAAGUCGAGGGUGCCUCAGUAGACUCACGAGGUUUCAUAAUUCUUCCCGAUGGUAAAUUGCAUCUAGAUCAGAACCAAGUAAAACAAAGGUACAUUGUCCUACAGGAGACAAACGAUAAUACCACAUUCGUAGUCGACACCAAAUCAGGCCAGAAAAUUGACGGAGCAGUUGUUUUGGACAAUGGUCUCGUCAAGCUACCCGAUGGAAAUCUGGUUGCACCCAGCUCAAACACAAGCGCAAAUUACAUGGUGGUCGGAUUGACUGAGGGCGAAGAGAAUCCAGCAGUAUUCGAUCGCAGGACAGGUGAACAAAUCCCAGAUGCUUACCUAGACAAGGAUGGUAUCAUACAUUUGCCGGAUGGAAGUUUGGCUAUCUCGGCAUCAGAAACUAUGGAUCGCUACCUUGUGGCCCAAGAUAACCUGACAGGAGACCCUGUGAUGUUUGAUCGUCGCCUCGGAACAGAACUAGUAAAUGCCACGCUCCACCAUAAUGGAAUGAUCAAAUUAGCCACUGGACAGCUCGUAGCUCCCUCCUCUCGGGAAGGCUAUAAAUACAUGGUAGUCACAAAUGAAGACGACCAAACCCUUCUAGUUUACGAUCGAUUUACGGGAGAACAGAUCAAGGGUGCACAGGUUGAUCCCAAUGGUUUGAUUCAGUUCGAAGAUGGACGCAUGGCCAUCGAGCCAUCAUCCAAACUAGAUAGAUAUGUUAUAAUGACGGACCCAAACAACGGUGAAAAACUAGUUUUCGACAGACGAACAGGUAGUCAUAUCAAGGAUGCUGUGUACAGUGAAGAUGGGUUGAUUCGCUUUCCAGACGGUAGGCGCGUUGCACCAGGUUCCACUGAUAACAGCUCACAGUAUCUAAUUCACUUCGACCCUACAACGAAGGAGAACUUGGUUUUUGACAGACAUACUGGUGAACAAGUCGAGGGUGCCUCAGUAGACUCACGAGGUUUCAUAAUUCUUCCCGAUGGUAAAUUGCAUCUAGAUCAGAACCAAGUAAAACAAAGGUACAUUGUCCUACAGGAGACAAACGAUAAUACCACAUUCGUAGUCGACACCAAAUCAGGCCAGAAAAUUGACGGAGCAGUUGUUUUGGACAAUGGUCUCGUCAAGCUACCCGAUGGAAAUCUGGUUGCACCCAGCUCAAACACAAGCGCAAAUUACAUGGUGGUCGGAUUGACUGAGGGCGAAGAGAAUCCAGCAGUAUUCGAUCGCAGGACAGGUGAACAAAUCCCAGAUGCUUACCUAGACAAGGAUGGUAUCAUACAUUUGCCGGAUGGAAGUUUGGCUAUCUCGGCAUCAGAAACUAUGGAUCGCUACCUUGUGGCCCAAGAUAACCUGACAGGAGACCCUGUGAUGUUUGAUCGUCGCCUCGGAACAGAACUAGUAAAUGCCACGCUCCACCAUAAUGGAAUGAUCAAAUUAGCCACUGGACAGCUCGUAGCUCCCUCCUCUCGGGAAGGCUAUAAAUACAUGGUAGUCACAAAUGAAGACGACCAAACCCUUCUAGUUUACGAUCGAUUUACGGGAGAACAGAUCAAGGGUGCACAGGUUGAUCCCAAUGGUUUGAUUCAGUUCGAAGAUGGACGCAUGGCCAUCGAGCCAUCAUCCAAACUAGAUAGAUAUGUUAUAAUGACGGACCCAAACAACGGUGAAAAACUAGUUUUCGACAGACGAACAGGUAGUCAUAUCAAGGAUGCUGUGUACAGUGAAGAUGGGUUGAUUCGCUUUCCAGACGGUAGGCGCGUUGCACCAGGUUCCACUGAUAACAGCUCACAGUAUUUAAUUCACUUCGACCCUGCAACGAAGGAGAACUUGGUUUUUGACAGACAUACUGGUGAGCAAGUUGAGGGUGCUUAUGUAGAUGAAUUGAAUAUGAUACAUCUUCCUGACGGUGAUUUAUUUCUUCAGCCUGAUGUUUUAUAUCCUCGCUACAUGUCACUCACUCGCAGCAGUGAUAAUUAUCCCGUGGUUUUGGAUUCCUCCACCGGUGAAAUUUUGAACGCAUCGUUCUUAGGUGGUUCUCUUUUCCGUGUAAAUGGUGGUGGAGUAAUCGCAGUGGGCAACUUAUCAGGUGGUCGUUUCGUUGUUUAUGAUGGUGUUGAUGCUGCAGUCCCACGUAUUUACGAUACGUUGCUGGGUCACGCUGUACCAGGAGCUGUUCUUCGGCCUGAUGGUUGGAUUGAGUUUACGGAUGGCCUAGUCUUUCCUGUGCUUUCUUCUGUUCCUGUCGGUCAGCGCUAUUUUGUUUUUCGCAAUUCAUCCUCAGGGCAGGAAGUUGUUUAUGACGCUAUAUUAGGUUCAGCUGUUUCUGAUUCAUUUGUUGACGAAAACGGUCUCAUUCAUUUAACAAACGGAUCAAUUUUUAGUCCAAUCACUUAUAAUCACACUUCUUUUUUGUUUGACGAUCUUUCGGAACCUGCUUAUUCAUCAACACUUCGUGAACGUAAAAAUGCUUCUCUAUAUCAUAUUGUCUCAUUGAAUUCGACUACUAAAAUGCAACCUGAAGAAAUGGAUUUAAUUUCUCCUGAUAAAGUCGAAAAAAUAGCGAACGGCAGCUCAUGUGAAUGUAUCGAAGAUUUAUUCCGACGAGGUCUUUUGAGACUGAAAGGAGAAAAGGGAGAUCGUGGUGAUGCAGGACCUAUGGGACCUGAAGGACCCCCUGGAACCUGUCCUGCAACUUGUGGAUCGAAUCUAUCGACUGUUAUACAAGGACCUAAAGGUGAUCCCGGUCCUCCUGGAGUUUGUACCAUUGAUCAAUGCAAAGAAGCUGCAAUACCCGGACCUCAAGGACCUCCAGGAGAAAAAGGAGAAAAAGGUGAUCCAGGAGAAGUGGAUCUUACAAAUGAUCAGUCAAUUUCAUUUAUUAAACAAGCCAUUCACGAUUUUAUAUUACAACCAGAAAUUCAAAAACAAUUUCGUGGUCCAAAAGGUGAUCCAGGUGAAUGUUCAUGUUUAAGUGAUGCAGCAGAUAAUUCUUCACCGAAAAAAUAUUCAAAUAAUGAAUUAAAUAGUUCAAAAAAUAAUCAUAAUACUAAUAGUAAUAAUAAUGGUGAAAUUUCAGGUUAUGGUGCAAUGGUCUUGAAUACUGAAAUGGAUUUAAGCAAAGUAUCACAUACUUUUCCUGUUGGUACAAUGGCUUAUAUUAAAGAAGCGGAUACAUUCUACUUAAAAACAAUAGAACAAACUAAUACAUGGCGUAUAAUAAAUUUGCUGUCGAAAGCAGAUGCAAUUAAUUUACCAAUUCCAAAACCAACACCAGCUCCUGUAUUUGAACCACAAUAUUAUCCAGUUCAUAAAGGGAAAAAGCUUUAUUUAAUUGCACAAAAUAAACCACUACGUGGUGAUUUGAAAUACAAUGAUCGAAUAACUGGUGCACAUGCUGGUUCAAUUUUUGCAUGUCAACGUGCAGCAAAUCUUAAAGGUCUCGGAAGAGCAUUCUAUCCACUACUCAGUACAGAUAUGUUCAAUAUGGAUUAUGUUGUACCGCCAACAUAUAGAUAUGGUGUUCCUUUGGUUAAUUUAUAUGGUGAAAUUCUCUUUGAUGAUUUUAUGAGUCUUGUUGAAGGACGUUCAAAACCACAAGCGAAAUUAUUGGAUUUCGAUGGUGUCGAUAUAACAGAUGAUAUUGUUGCACCAUGUUUAUGGAUUGGUCAAAAACCAAUUUAUUUAAAUGGUGAUUAUGAAUAUGCAGCUCAGUCAAAAUGUCGUAAUUGGCAAUCAACUUAUCCAGGUGAAAAUGGUUUAGCUGUAUCUUUACCAAUUGUUGACAAUGCACCAGGUUUAUUUUCUAAACAAAAUUUUAAAUUAAUAUCAUGUUCGAAAUUUUGUCGAAUGUUAUGCAUACAAAUCACACCAUCUAAUACGUAAUCAAUUAUAAUUAUUAUGAUAAUCCAUAUUCGAUUUAUGUAUCCGUAUACACUUAUUCCUGUUCUACAUCCGGACAUUUUUUUAUCGAUUAAUAUAUAUAAAUACUGCUACUAAGUGAAUUAAACGUUUGUCAAUUUAAUGAGAUUUUUAAAACAUUCAACAGCUGAAAAACAGGUACUUAGUUGCUUGUUAUUUUUCUGAAUUUGUUCACUAUUCAAUACGAAACGAUACUACUCUCUUUUUUUCAGUACAUACUAAUAUAACUUACUGAUUCCUUUAUCGUAAUUGAACAUUUUCGAGUUUGUCAAUUUUAAUUUCAAUGUUGAAAUUCAACAGUCAAGCAUUUAUAUUCUCUUAUUUAUUGAAGUAAAAAAAAGAAAGAAUAAGAAACCGAUUGUUUUUUUUGUCAAAAAUUAUCUGUCUAUCUAUUUAUCUAUCGUUUUUGACACCUAAAUCCAAUGUUUACAUAUACCUACUACAAAAAAGAACAGUUUUGAAUUUCAUUUGAGUUUUUCACUGACGCAUCAAUACAUACACACAUACACAUAGAUAUAUAUAUAAGAAGCACGAUUUAUGAUUUUAAUGAUUUUAAUAUUUCUAUCAUUAUUAUUAUUAUUACUCCAUAUUUCUGUCUUUGGUUCAAAAUGUUGUGGUAUAAUUUUUUCCUCAUCUGCAUGAAUCACUAUUUCUAUGUAUCCAAUUGGAACAAUUGAGGACUUAAUAAUUAACUUUUGUGCAAUUCAUUUUGUGUGAAAAUGAAGCACAAUUAGCUGGUCAAUUUACAUUGGUUUUGUUACUUAUUUAUAUUAAUUGUGUGCAAAUUUUGUGUUGAAACAGUUAAAAAUGUAAUGCACUAGAAUAAUGGAAAUAUAGACAUAUAUUUUAUACGUGAUAUAAAUUUGUAAUUUAUUUUACGCUAAAAAGAAAUAAUACUAAAUUCAUUAUACCAUAG